AUGGGUAUCUCACGAGACUCCCGCCACAAGCGGUCCGCGACUGGUGCAAAACGUGCCUUCUAUCGGAAGAAGAGAGCUUUUGAGAAAGGCCGUCAGCCAGCCAAUACUCGAAUCGGAAAUAAGCGCAUCCAUCUUGUUCGCACGCGAGGAGGCAACACAAAAUACCGAGCGCUUCGUCUCGAAGCUGGAAAUUUCUCUUGGGGUUCAGAAGGGAUUGCUCGAAAAGUCCGUGUCAUAGUGGUCGCCUUCCACCCUUCCAACAACGAACUCGUGCGUACCAAUACCCUCACCAAAUCGGCCGUCGUCCAGAUCGAUGCCGCUCCAUUCCGACAGUGGUACGAGGCACAUUACGGUGUACAGCUCGGUAGGAGGAGACAGGCUAAGGGACAGGAAACCGAGGAAAGCAAGAAAAGCAAGAGUGUGGAGAAGAAACAUGAAGAGCGUGUGAAGAAGAUGGGCAAGGUUGAGCAAGCGUUGGAGAAACAGUUCGAGGCUGGUCGGUUGUAUGCUGUUGUCUCAAGCAGACCAGGACAGAGCGGGCGGGUGGACGGAUAUGUUCUGGAGGGCGAGGAGCUGGCUUUCUACCAAAGAGCUAUUCGGAAGCUCUUCGUUUUCCUUCGUGUUCUAAAACGCAAAGAUACGACCAUCGAAGAAAAGGCGCGAUUGCUCCUGAACAUUCUCAGAGCGCCGACUCAAAUCAACCGCUUUCCUACAUCAUGUGCCAUUAUAAUUGGUGGUGCUACACUCUUGCCACGCAUUGCUGUAUCCAUUCUAUUGAGUUUGAGGAGGACGCUCAAUCUCAGCGGCACUUAUGGCCGUCAUGACCUCCAUACUCGAUCAAUCCGCAUUAUAUGCACCUUCCUCUCUGCCCUCCUUGCCUUUACGCUUCUCAACCAUGACGACUGCUGGAGCCGUAAACGGGCCAGUUCCCAAGGCCUAUCUCAAUUACCUGAACCACUCGAUUUGCCUAGUCAACACCACCUCCCUACCCAGCUACCACCUCGGCUUGCAGGCAAAACAAUAGAUUUCACCCUCUUCACUACUACACGUGCCCUGUCAGUCCUGGUCAUCACUCUCUGGACAGGCACGCAAUCCUCCCGCUACCAUCCCACCCACACGAAUCCGCAAUUCGCCAAAUUCCUCACCAAAGCUGUCGACCCAGCCAUAUUCUCCCUCUCCGCCGCCCUGAUAAUGCACGCCUGGUUCUACCACCCCCACCGCCUCCCCCGAAGCUACAACCACUGGAUCCACCAAGCCGCGAACAUCGACCGGCGCUUCCUCCAGGCCCUCCGGCUUGCCAGAUCCGGCGCCUGGCAAUACGGCCUCAACAACAGCAGAACCAACCACCUCCUCCGCGGCGUGGCCGCAGACCUCCACCUCCCCGAAUCCUACGGCGACCCGGCCCUCAGCAUCCCCAUAAAAUGCGAACUCAUCCACUCCGGCUGCGGCCCCUCCUCUGCGAACUGCACGCCCUCUGGCGCUUCUGGCGCGCCUUCCUCUUCGGCCUGA
Molecule: messenger RNA, 1509 nt
Organism: Endocarpon pusillum Z07020
Lineage: Eukaryota; Fungi; Ascomycota; Eurotiomycetes; Verrucariales; Verrucariaceae
Exons: 4
Coding region: 1-1509 (502 amino acids)
Biological process (GO): maturation of SSU-rRNA from tricistronic rRNA transcript (SSU-rRNA, 5.8S rRNA, LSU-rRNA); translation
Cellular component (GO): cytosolic small ribosomal subunit; ribosome
Molecular function (GO): structural constituent of ribosome
Source: RefSeq, a predicted model, not a curated record